UUUAUUUUUUAUAUAUGGGGAAAGAAUGCACGGGAAAUUUCUCAGAUGGUUUUCUAUAAUCUAUAUGAUUUAUGAGUGAGAAACUCUAUUCAGCAGCCGGCUUAAGUUUUCUACACCGCACACGUGAUGUGGCGAACCCGGUCUGGACGCCACAUCACGGUUCGUAGUCACUGGAAGUUCCACUCGAUCUGUAAUUCGAUUUCCUCCACUGAAACAGCCUUCCUCUCCUCAUGCCCGAUUUCAUCCAUUGGAAGCCUUCCUUAGUUCCUCUCCUCAUGCCCCCUCUCUAUCGAUUCUCACUCUCACUCUCUCUCUCUCUGUACUCCUCUCUUUCGCUCUCCUCUCUGUGAUUCUAGGGCAAAUUCGUCCCUUGCAAACUCUAGUCGAUGUCGAAGAGAAGACCGUCCCUGCAUCCAGAUCUGUGGCUACGCCACAGUAAGUUUCCAACCAAAACCUGGUUUUUGAUUCCUCAGUACAGUGACGGGGUAAAUAUCUCCCCCGAGUCACUGCAAAUAUCUCCCUCUCCGAUGGAAAAUCUUAUGCUAGUGCAGGUGCUUCACGCAAUGAUUCAAAUGGGUGUUCUUGUACCUACUACUGGAGAUAUGAUUGCUGCCAGAGACGGACAACACAGCUCUUCCUUAACAGGGGAAGAUCUAUUAGCUAUUGCAGCAGAUCAGCCCUUUCAAUUUCCCGCCACAUUCACAUUUGUUAGAGCAUUUUCAGUUUUGGAUGGCAUUAAUUUGGAAAGGGCCUUGACCCUCGAUUUGAUAUUACUGAGAUUGCCAAACCGUGAGUUUGAUCUUUGCUUCUUCCAACUCUGAGAUUUAGCAAGCUAGAUAUUCCUUGUUUUUGACAUGCCUUUGAUGCUUUACCUCGGAGCUAUGCGAUGGAGUUGUUAAGGUUGAAGGAAGCUGUGGUUGAAGUUAUCCUGAAGGCAAACUCAAAAUUCUCGACUUAUUAACAAGGAUAGCUUUCAGCCCUCAACGAGGAGUUACAUUUGUAAUUUGUAACAAUUCUGUGGUAGAUGUCGGCAUUGUAGUCAUCUUUAACGGGAUGAAUGUCUACUCAUGAUGUAUGAUUUUGUAAUAUAAGAAAAAAUUAUUCAAUAAAAUGUGCUUCUUUUUUAA
Molecule: messenger RNA, 1127 nt
Organism: Carya illinoinensis
Lineage: Eukaryota; Viridiplantae; Streptophyta; Magnoliopsida; Fagales; Juglandaceae
Product: protein ACTIVITY OF BC1 COMPLEX KINASE 8, chloroplastic-like
Exons: 3
Coding region: 387-821 (144 amino acids)
Source: RefSeq, a predicted model, not a curated record